AUGAAGUGGAAGGCGAGCGUGUCCUCUUCCCGGCGCAAGAACCGCAAGGCGCACUUCACCGCGCCUUCCCACCUUCGCCGCAAGAUCAUGAGCUCUCCCCUGAGCAAGGAGCUCCGCAACAAGUACAACGUGCGGGCAGUGCCGAUCCGCCGCGACGACGAGGUGAUCAUCGUCAGGGGACACUACCAUGACCGUGAGGGAAAGGUCACUCAGGUGUACCGCAAGAAGUUCUGCAUCCAUGUGGAGCGCGUCACGCGGGACAAGACCAACGGGCAGACCGUACCAAUCCCCAUCCACCCGUCCAAGGUCAUGAUUACCAAGCUCAAGCUGGACAAGGACAGGAAGGCGCUGCUGGAUCGCAAGAACCGUGCAGUCAAGAAGGGCAAGUACACUGAGAAGGCGAGCGUGUCCUCCUCCCGGCGCAAGAACCGCAAGGCGCACUUCACCGCGCCUUCCCACCUUCGCCGCAAGAUCAUGAGCUCUCCCCUGAGCAAGGAGCUCCGCAACAAGUACAACGUGCGGGCAGUGCCGAUCCGCCGCGACGACGAGGUGAUCAUCGUCAGGGGACACUACCAUGACCGUGAGGGAAAGGUCACUCAGGUGUACCGCAAGAAGUUCUGCAUCCAUGUGGAGCGCGUCACGCGGGACAAGACCAACGGGCAGACCGUACCCAUCCCCAUCCACCCGUCCAAGGUCAUGAUUACCAAGCUCAAGCUGGACAAGGACAGGAAGGCGCUGCUGGAUCGCAAGAACCGUGCAGUCAAGAAGGGCAAGUACACUGAGAAGGAUACAGCAUAG
This is a messenger RNA of Effrenium voratum, 798 nucleotides long. The record is from the annotation of a GenBank genome assembly. NCBI's taxonomy places the organism in Eukaryota, Dinophyceae, Suessiales, Symbiodiniaceae.